Sipha flava (yellow sugarcane aphid) is the source of this 1708-nucleotide messenger RNA. Its product is annotated as lysophospholipid acyltransferase 7-like. The record is from RefSeq and is a predicted model, not a curated record. Gene Ontology annotation, molecular function: lysophospholipid acyltransferase activity. NCBI's taxonomy places the organism in Eukaryota, Metazoa, Arthropoda, Insecta, Hemiptera, Aphididae. Gene Ontology annotation, biological process: phosphatidylinositol biosynthetic process; lipid modification. Gene Ontology annotation, cellular component: membrane; mitochondria-associated endoplasmic reticulum membrane contact site. The transcript has 9 exons. Bases 226 to 1581 code for a protein of 451 amino acids.
UGAUUUACAUUUUUAUCUUCUUGGCAUAGCAUAGUCGUUUUACUCUACUCAAUUUAAGAUUUUCUAUUCAUUUAAUAACGUCUAUUUGAAAAUUGUUUACUAGAUGGCUCAAACUUAAUAUUCAAUUAUUUUGAUAAUUCGCGGCUAAUUUAGAUUAAUAGAACUGUUAGAAGAUGAAGUUAUUUGUUCUCAAGGCGCAGUGGAUGUAAAAAAAAACGACUAAUCAUGUUAUCAGAUGAUACUAUAUAUGUUGGCUUACUAGUCUUGUCAUUUUUAUUUAGCUUUUUAUUCAGAAAAGUUAAACAUAAAAAUGUGAAACAAUGGUUAUCUACUAUAGUUGGAGCAAUUAUUGUACUAGCAGUUUCUGGCUUACACAUAGCACAUCCAAUCAUAUGCACACUAGUCAACGCCAUUUUUAUACAAUUUGACAAAAGGCAUUGUCAUAUAUUAAGUUUUAUAUUUACUUUUGGAUAUUUAAUAUUCUUCCGAAUGACAACUUAUUUCGGUAUACCAUAUCCACCUGCUCAUACUAACUUAAUACAAAUGAUGUUAACUCUUAAACUUAUUGGCCUUUCAUUUGAAGUUCAUGACAGUUAUAUUAUAUCAAAUCAAAAAGAUACAAAAUUUGAUGCUGAAAAAAAUUUUAAAAUUAUUGAUCAACCAAGUAUUUUAGAAAUAUUUCAUUAUGCUUUUUGUUACAUAGGCAUAUUGACUGGACCUUAUAUCAAGUAUCGUACUUAUUGGGAUUUAUUCAAUCAUCAUUAUUGGAAAAAAGCUGCUUUUCUAAACAUAAUAUUUAAAAAAGUUCGUGUAAUUCCCAUUUUGAUCAUUUGUUAUUUGGUAACUAUGUGGAUGUUUCCAUUAAAUGAAUUUUAUAAUGAAUCAUUUUAUAAAUCAUCAUCACUAUCAUACAGAUUGUGGUACAUGUAUACAUCAUUUUUUAUAUUUCGAACAAGAUUAUACUUGGGGUUUAUUUUUUCUGAGCUUAUUUGUAUAGCUUCAGGAAUGGGUGCUUAUCCUGCAAUAUCGGAUCCACAAUCAGGAUGUGGUCCAACAAAAAAUUUUGAAUCAUUAAAAAAAGACCAUUUUGAGAAAGAAGAAAUUUAUAACUUUGAUUGUGUUGAAAGCAUUGAUAUCAUGAAAGUAGAAACUAUCUCUACGGUCCGUGGUGCUACUAGAAUUUGGAAUAUGACCAUACAAUAUUGGAUAGCUGAAUAUAUUUAUAGAAGAUUUCCUAUUAAAAAUUUUAGAACAUUGGCUGCAUUUGGUAUUUCUGCUUUAUGGCAUGGCAUUUAUACAGGCUAUUAUGUUAGUUUGUGUUCAGUACCUUUUUACUUGGCCGUGGAAGAUAUUUACAAUAAACAUUAUCGUAACUAUGCCAAUUCCGCAGGCAAACGUAUAUUGUGGACAUUCUUUUUAUACAUCAUGAAAAUGUUUCAAUUUUCAUUUUGGGGUUGCACAUUUCAACUUUUAUAUAUAGACCUCAUAUUUAAAUAUUGCCAAUCCAUAUAUUUUCUUCCAUAUGUCAUAGUUAUAACUAUGUUUGUUUUUUCUCGAUUUAAUAACUUACGGACUAGUUGACCAAUUAAAAUAAUUUGGGUUCUUACUGUUAACAUCAGAGAGUUCCUCUAAUGACUUGUAAGCCUGUUAUAUUAUGUUAUGUUUUGUUUUGGUAAAAGUAUACCAUAAUUUAAAAUUUUAAAUAUAA